AUUACUUUGUUUAUUUUUCGUUUUCUAUACUAGUUUUUGCAGACUAUUUUUCUAAACUUAUUAUUUAUUCUGACUCUUAUUCUUCUUUUUUUUAGAUUUAUUUUUUUAAAAUUUCUUAAAAUUCAGCUAAAAAUUCAUCUUAUUCUAUUUCCUAUUUUUCUAAUUUGCUUUUCGAACUUAUAUCAUAUUAAUUUUAUUAACUCAUAUUAAAAAUACCUUUAUUUUGCUCAUUUUGUUAUUAUUUUUAUGAUUUAAUUUUGUUUUAUUUGAUAUUUUCUUCUUAUAUUUAUUCAGAUGAAGAUAUAAUAAUUUAAUGCUACUCUUAGUUAAUAUUUUGAUUUAAAUCUUAAUGAGAAUCUUUUUAAUUAAAGUUUGUAGUUACUUAUUCAUUUUUAUUAAAUGAAUUAUUUUGCGAUUAAAGUGUUUGUAUUUUUGAUUAUAUUUCUUGUUCUUAUAAUGUGUUCGUUGCACUUAAUGGUAUAUUUUUUAUAUAUUUUGAUUUAAUUGUUUUAUUUUUUGUU
Molecule: messenger RNA, 521 nt
Organism: Ichthyophthirius multifiliis
Lineage: Eukaryota; Ciliophora; Oligohymenophorea; Hymenostomatida
Exons: 1
Source: RefSeq, a predicted model, not a curated record